Molecule: messenger RNA, 2090 nt
Organism: Magnolia sinica
Lineage: Eukaryota; Viridiplantae; Streptophyta; Magnoliopsida; Magnoliales; Magnoliaceae
Product: divinyl chlorophyllide a 8-vinyl-reductase, chloroplastic
Exons: 2
Coding region: 45-1439 (464 amino acids)
Molecular function (GO): oxidoreductase activity
Source: RefSeq, a predicted model, not a curated record
CCCCUCUCCUCCAAAAUCCCUCCCAGAAUUCCAGAAGCUGGAAAAUGUCUCUCUAUCCCCACCAUUGUCUACCACAGCCAAUCACCCGCUAUAGUAUAAUAAAUCCCCACCUCCCAUCACUACCACAACCAACAAUCCGCUGUAGUAUACCAAGUCCUCACCGCGUCUCUUCUCUACCACAAUCAACCAUUCGCUACAGUAUAACAAAUUCUCACCCUAUCUCUUCUCUACCACAACCAACCAUUCGCUAUAGUAGACCAAAUCCUCACCCUAUCUCUUCUCUACCACAACUAACCAUCCGCUAUAGUAUAUCGAAUCCUUACUCUAUCUAUUCUCCACCACAACCAAACAUCCGCUAUGGUCUAAAUCCCAUCAAAGUUUCAACGGCCCCAAAUUCCGCCCCUUCGUUCCGUGCAAAGGACCCAAAAGACAUCACCAUCCUUGUGGUGGGGUCCACCGGCUACAUUGGACGGUUCGUAGUCAAGGAGUUGGUCCGCCGUGGUUUCAAUGUGAUCUCUGUGGCCCGCGGGCGAAGCGGUAUCCGGGGCCGGAGCAGCAAGGAAGACACCCUCCAAGAACUGCAGGGAUCGAUUGUCUGUUUCUCCGAUGUGACCGACACGGCGGCUCUCGAGGAGUCGCUGGCCGAAUUCUGUGGGGCCCGCACAAUCGACGUCGUCGUGUCGUGCCUUGCCAGCCGGUCUGGUGGUGUCAAGGACUCAUGGAAGAUUGACUAUGAGGCGACAAGGAACAGCCUCGUUGUAGGCCGGAAGUAUGGCGUGGCGCAUUUUGUCCUUCUGUCGGCGAUCUGCGUGCAGAAGCCGUUGCUCGAAUUUCAGCGUGCGAAGCUGAAAUUCGAGGCUGAAUUGAUGGAGGAAGCCAAGGGUGGGGAUUUCACAUAUAGCAUAGUGCGGCCCACUGCGUUCUUCAAGAGCUUGGGUGGGCAGGUGGAGCUGGUUAAGGAUGGCAAGCCGUAUGUGAUGUUUGGGGAUGGACGGUUGUGCACUUGCAAGCCAAUCAGUGAGGAGGAUUUGGCGUCGUUCAUCGCAGAUUGUGUUUUGGGGGAGGAUAAGAUCUGCAAGAUCCUGCCAAUUGGCGGACCGGGGAAGGCUUUGACGCCAUUGGAACAGGGGGAGAUGCUGUUUAGGCUACUUGGGAAAGAGCCCAAGUUCUUGAAAGUGCCAAUUGGUGUGAUGGAUUUUGCGAUUGGGCUUCUUGAUUUCCUCGUGAAGAUCUUCCCGGUAAUGGAGGAUGCGGCUGAGUUUGGGAAGAUCGGGAGGUAUUAUGCAGCUGAGAGUAUGUUGGUUGUGGAUCCAGAGACUGGUGAGUAUAGUGCGGAGAAGACUCCGACCUAUGGAAAAGAUACAUUGGAAGAUUUCUUUGAGAAGGUGAUCAGGGAAGGAAUGGCUGGCCAGGAAUUGGGUGAGCAGUCGAUAUUCUAGUCCUGCCUUUUGUUAUGGUUUGGAAGUGUUUGUAAAUGCGAAAACAAUGUCAAGAUGCCAGCUCGAUUGGUUUAAUUGGCGUGGAUGAGAUAGGGGAGAUUUGGGGCAGCCCGCUGUAGUUUGUUCUUCAUUUUUCGCUGGUGGGACGCUUAACGACGAGAAUGUUUCUUCAAUCAAUGGGUUUGUAACUUGCGUUGCUUUGUGGACUGACUUUUACUUGGAGUAAAUCCGGCCUAAAGCCGUUAGAGCUCGAAUGGUGCUUGCUUCAAUCACGACUCUGAUCGCUAGCACCUGUUGUUCCAUUGGGCUGAAAUGGCCUAACUGAACCUUCCAUCUUCAUGGUGUUAUCGUAGGCGAUCGAUGGUCCCGUACUCACACUUCAAUGACGAUCCUGACUCUACUAGGUUGAAUGUAAACCAUUGAAAAUCUUCUUUAAUGUUAUGAAUUCAUUUUCACAUAGUAAUGGUCAGAUUCCUUGAGAUGUCCCUAAUAGAAUAGUAUUGAACAUGGACGGUUUGGUCAUAGGACCAUCUCACCAUGUGGGUCCCAAUGGGUCGGCUAAUGCUUAUGAUCUGUGUAUGUUGCAGGGUGUGUUUUGAUCAGGACCAUCCUAAUCUUGCUACCAAACCUAAUGUGGAUAGCCCAAGGUUU